Messenger RNA from Sceloporus undulatus (fence lizard), 3481 nucleotides. RefSeq names its product LEM domain containing 1 (gene LEMD1). The record is from RefSeq and is a predicted model, not a curated record. NCBI's taxonomy places the organism in Eukaryota, Metazoa, Chordata, Lepidosauria, Squamata, Phrynosomatidae. Bases 534 to 1247 code for a protein of 237 amino acids. The transcript is spliced from 7 exons.
UGUUCGAAUCACGUCGGGGUCACGAAAAUCCUUUCCAGGGGAGGGAUUUAUUUUACACCUUAAAUUAAAUUGAAGGGAUUGAGAACACGAGAAGAAAGAAGGUUUUAGGCAUUCCCAAAUAGGCCCGUGUAUUAUACUGUAUGCAUCUGAGGAAGUAGACUCAGGGCAAGGGAAGCUCAGGCUGGCAACUUCUUUAUUUCGGUUAUCCUCAAAAGUGCUACAAGAUCUCUUUACACGGACUGCUUCUACAGACUAACAUGGCUGUAUCUUUGAAACAGGGUCGUGGUUACACUUUACAAGCAGGGUGACACGCGUCACGUGUGAGGGAGGCGACACGUAACAAAGGGGUCGUCAAGAAGACCAGCCUCCCGCGUGAGGCGUGAAGACUUAACAGCCUCGAGCCGGGAAAGAAAGACCCAGGAAGGCAAAAGGGAGGCAGGAACACCAGAGGAGAGUCUGGAGGACGAGUUUGGAGGACGCUCUGGACUGUAUAAAGAAUGGGGAGAGAACGAGGAAGGUUGUAUCAAUAGGAGAUGGAGAAGCUUACUGUUGAUGUGUGCAUUAAAACCAAAGAAGACUCUGUAAAUCAAGCUCCCAAAGAUGAGAUGGAUGUUCAAGCUCUGAAUGACACUGAAUUGCGGGAACAGCUCUCUGUAUAUGGAAUCAAUGCUGGACCAAUAUUACCUUCCACAAGGGCUGUUUAUGAAAACAAGCUGCUGAAGUUGAUGAAGCAAGGACCAACCAUAGCAUUUGGGGAAAAGAGCAGGCUUGAUGAUUCUGAAAACAAAAAUGGAGAACAAGGACAAACCACAGAAGUAGUCCUUGAAACAAACAACCUCAGAGUGACAGCUGAAUGUGCCUCAGGGCUUGAUAAUCUACAGGAAAUAUUGCCAGAGGGUAAAGUGGCACUGAAUCGGUCACAAGGUCUAAGGAGAAAAGUUGGUAGUAGUCCUGAAAGGAACUACAAACAAAAGAUAAAUGAUACCCGACACAUAGAUUAUGGCUAUCCUGAUGCUAACAGUGUAGGAGUAAGUACUAGAAGAAGACCAGUACAAGUGAAUCCUCCUUCAGUGAAGCAAGUUUCUGAAAGAAAAUCGCGGGUGAUGUCUGAGAAACCAGAAGAAGAACUUAUACCAACCCGUGUAAAGAUUGCAGUGUUAGCUAUCUUCAUUUUCCUUCUUUUUGUUUAUGUAACUAUGGAAACUAAUGUAGCUAAUCCAUUCUCAAGAUUCAUCAUGGGAAAGUAAGACCAUCUUUCAUCCUUUAGAGAUGGCAUUGAAAGACCAUAGGUGGUCAUUUUCUUUAGCUGCUUAUGAAUAAGCAACUUGGAUAGCUAAUUAAAAAGCAAACACGGAUAUGCAAUGUACAUGUUUUUUUUGCUUUGAAUUUAAAAUGCAUCACAGUCUCUCUGGCUUGCAACAUCUGGCAGCAUGUUUCUUGACACUGGUUCACAAUUCAGCUCAUAGAUAGGAAUUUGCUUAAGUGGUUUAAUUAAAAUUUCUCAGCUGGCCUUUUCUGCCAUUCUUCAUUCUAAAGGGUAAUGAUAGGCCUUCCACUAUUUAUAUCAUGCCAGGAAAUCUCACUGACUAGAAGGCAGUUGGUUAAAACCUGAUGAGACAACUAGUAAAGAUCAUAAAUGUGGAAAGAAAAGGUAGCAAAAAAUAAUAGAGGAUUGAUUCAGCUGUCCUAUUGUGUAUAUAAACAGAAAAUAAGUUGCAGGGCAACUCCUUAUAGGAGACCAUCUCCCCCAGUGCAUAGCCAGAUACUUUAUUUCAAUCAGGAAUAUUUUGUUUUAUACAGAAUUGGGCUGUAUACUGUCUCCAAGGGGAAAUAGGCUAUGUGUGUGGUCUCAGAAAACUAGCCUACUAGAUUAUCAAAUGCAAAAGCACAGAACUGCUGAUGCCUGAUGAGGUAUGUAGGCACAGCCAUAACUCAUGUGCUUAACAAAUAAAGUGAUUUAAUGCACCUCUUAUCUUAUGCCUGGCAUUGUGACCCAGAGCUAGGAAGCAUUACUCUUGGACUAUGACUCUCAGUGAUCUUUCAAAACCCAUUUUCUAUUUUAGGCAGGUAUGUACCAUUGGUUGUAAUAUACAGGCGAGAUGUAGUCCAAAAACUGCAGACUGGUUUCUAGAAAAAAAAUUGAGUAAACAUCAACACCUUCUUAUGUCUUUAAAGUGUUGGAGCAAAGUUCCUCAUAUGUGUUUUUAUGUAUGAAGCAUGAAAAUAACUAAGAAAAAGUUUAGUUCAUCUUGUUCUUACUUUAAUUGGCAACAGAAAUGAAAUAUUGAGUUGAAGAGCUGCAGCUGUUAUAAUUGUGGUGGUGUUUUGGGUUUUUUUUUUAAAGCAUGAAGUAACUCUCAAAUGGUGUAAACUUAAAAGUUGCUUUCUGCCAAAUUUUAUAUUUUAGACUGCAAAGUUCUCUGUAAUUUCUACAAACUCCAAUAAUGUGCUUUGUUACACAUCUUUCCUCUCAUUCUCCCAAAUUACACACCUUGUGAUUUUACCCUGUGGCAAUGAGGGGGCACAAGCAGCAAUCUAGCUGUCAUUCAUCUCCUUCAGUGAAUGUUUCCUGUGAUUACCUCCUGGCAUAUGAUUUAGAAAUAAGAAUGAGAGAUGGUGUGAUAUCCCCUAACAUGCCUAUAAAAUGAUAUUGCAGAAUAACCCUGUAAUAGUUUACAGAAAGCCCAGGGGAAGGAAGACUGAGUGCUGAAAUUCAAAAUCUCUCCUUUUCUGUGGUGGAUGCAUUGAUUUCUAAGAAUCUAAAUCAGGGAUAGAAGCCCUUGUUUUAAGUUUAAUUUGGACUAUCAGAAUCCCCUUUGUGGCCCUUAGGAUGUAUCCACAUACCUUUCAGACUCUCACAUCCACUUACCUUUUGCAGCUUGAGCUUUGUUUUCCACUUCUCUGUUCUUCCUGCCCCCACCUCUUAACAACUGAUAAUCUUGAUUCUCUUGGCUGCAAUGCUUUAUGCCAUACUUUCUGGUUUUGUUCCCUCCUCUAGCCAGUUGAUGCACUUCCAGAAAAUUUUGAAGGCCUUGGGAAGACAUGGAAAAAACAAGGUCAUAUUCCCAUUAUUUGGGGUCAUUCUGGAAUUAUAUAUUUCAGAACUUUUGUGAAGCUGCCUGGAGUUUGGUCAUGGCUAAGCAUCACUAACAAGAUUUUUUGUCUCUGAUCGAUCAAGGAGGUAAAAUCAGAGUGGAAUCUCAGUAGAACAUGCAGGCAUAUUCAGUAGUCAUUCGUUUUGCCUAAAUGGGUUGCAUUCUGUAGGUGUUAGGAUCAAGACAGCCUCUGUACAGUCAAAAUUAAGGUGCUAGGAGUUGACAAAAUUCAGAGCAGGAGAAAAAAUAUUGUCCAGGAAAAGUCCCAGUCUAAAUUCAUUUGUAUUGCUCUUCUUUGGAAAGGUUGACUCUGUCAAGUCUGAUUUCAUUUAUUAUCUCAUUUUUUCCAGUACUUCUGUCAUGUUUCAGCAUCAGUUUUGAUUUUU